AUGGGCGGCGAGAGUAGGUAUAAUCGCGCGGUCGUGUACACGGAGCCUGGCACCACUAAGACCGAGGUCGUGGAAGUUCCGAUACCGAAACCUGGGCCGGGAGAAGUACUGAUUCGCCUACAGUAUUCUGGCGUCUGCCACACUGAUUAUGGCUUCUGCAUGAAUGCUUUCUCAUCGGUACCCUUUCCUACACCCAAAGGAGUUGGUAAAGUUGUUGCAAUUGGAACCGGUGUAACAUCACCUGCGAUUGGUGACAGAGUAGGGAUUAAGUACGCGGCUGACGCAUGUCUGAAUUGUGAUCGAUGCCUUCAGGGCGGCGAGUCAUCAUGUGCGGAAGUUAAGCUGUCUGGCUAUUUCACCCCAGGAACCUUUCAGCAGUACUGCGUAUCAACAGCGCGAUAUGUCACGCCGAUUCCCGACUCUCUGGACUCAGCGCAAGCGGCGCCUUUGAUGUGCGGUGGCGUCACAGUCUAUACCGCACUCAAGCGUGCGAAAGCUCGACACGGUGAUUGGGUCGUUAUUUCUGGCGCUGGAGGAGGUAUUGGUCAUCUCGCCAUUCAGUAUGCGCGCACGCUCGGCUGUCGCAUCCUCGCCAUGGACCUAGGUGCAAAAGAGAAGUUCUGCCGGGAACUUGGCGCUGACGAGUUUGUCGACUUUACAACGUAUCCUAACGAGGAAGAUCUUACCGCAACAAUCAAGAGGAUGACAGGCGGCGGUGCCCGAAUCGUGCUGAUGUGCUCGUCGAACAAGAAGGCCUAUAUGCAGUCUCCGAGUUGGCUGGGUUUCCGAGGCAAAUUAGUUUGCCUCGGUGUUCCUGAACGCAAUAGCGUGACCAUCGCAGACGUUGAGCCUCUGCUCGCGGAUGAGCUUACUAUUUUUGGUGUCAAGACCGGCAACCGACUCGAAGCCAAGGAGUGCCUAGAAGUUGCAGCACUGGGCAACAUCAAAACUCACUUUCAACUUCGACGAAUGACAAGCCUGACUAAGAUUUUCGCCGAAAUGGAAUCAGGAGAUAUUCAAGGGCGAGUAGUCAUAGAUUUAAAGUAG
Colletotrichum spaethianum is the source of this 1047-nucleotide messenger RNA. Its product is annotated as alcohol dehydrogenase 2. NCBI's taxonomy places the organism in Eukaryota, Fungi, Ascomycota, Sordariomycetes, Glomerellales, Glomerellaceae. Gene Ontology annotation, molecular function: oxidoreductase activity. The transcript is spliced from 6 exons. The coding region runs from base 1 to 1047 and encodes 348 amino acids. The record is from RefSeq and is a predicted model, not a curated record.